Messenger RNA from Ipomoea triloba (trilobed morning glory), 1779 nucleotides. Its product is annotated as phenylalanine--tRNA ligase alpha subunit, cytoplasmic-like. Gene Ontology annotation, cellular component: phenylalanine-tRNA ligase complex; cytoplasm; cytosol. The coding region runs from base 105 to 1568 and encodes 487 amino acids. The record is from RefSeq and is a predicted model, not a curated record. The transcript has 16 exons. Gene Ontology annotation, biological process: phenylalanyl-tRNA aminoacylation. Lineage: Eukaryota; Viridiplantae; Streptophyta; Magnoliopsida; Solanales; Convolvulaceae. Gene Ontology annotation, molecular function: ATP binding; tRNA binding; phenylalanine-tRNA ligase activity.
ACGCAGCCAAUCAGCCACCGGCAGUGACGUAUAGUAGAGGGACACAGUACAGUUGCUCUCAGUUACUGGUCUGCAGUGAGGCAAGUGUCAGCUACUCAAAGGAGAUGGCAGAGGAUGCUGUACUAGGUUUCCUGGAGAAAAAUGAAGAGAUAUUGGACUCUGGCAAGUUCUCAGAGGAAAAAGGAAUCAGUCAUGAUGAGAUGGUCAAUGCUAUCAAAAGCCUUAAUGGCUUUGGAUUUGUCAUUGCACAGGACAUCAAGAGAGAGAGAUGGGUGCUUACUGAGGAGGGGAAAAUAUAUGCUACUGCUGGAUCACCAGAAGUCCAGCUCUUUUUAGCUAUACCCCCAGAGGGUAUAACACAAGAAGAAUUGCAGAAAAAGUUGGACCCUGCAAUUUUCAAAGUUGGAUGGCCACAAGCAAUGAAGAACAAGUGGGUGGAAAAGGGAAAGUCCAAUGUUUCAAGGAAGGUACAAAAUGUUGACGACACUGUUAAAGAUUUGCUUAUGCAAAUCCAGAAUGGUGAGGCAGUAGAUCCAAAAGAUAUUGAUGGUCUUAAGCGAAGAAAGUUGAUUGCCCAACAGAGUUGGAAAGGCUACUCAGUAAGGAAGGGUCCUAAGUAUGCUCCCAAAAGGAUAAAAGAAGCUACUGACCUCACUCGGGAGAACCUGCAUAGUGGUGAUUGGAAGAACCUGAAAGAGUACAACUUCAGUGCUAAAGGCCAGCCAGUUGAAGGGGGCCAUCUUCAUCCAUUGCUCAAGGUCUUCUUUGAUUUUGUUCUCCUCUGUGAUNAGUGUAAUCCUGUAUUGGGAACAAACAAAUUUCUUGUACUUUACAGCUUUUGGAAUUUUGAUGCCCUUUUCCAGCCGCAACAACACCCUGCCCGUGAUUCGCAUGAUACUUUCUUUUUGAAAGAGCCUUCCACUACAAGGGAGCUCCCUGAAGAUUAUGUUGAGCUAGUUAAGAAAGUUCAUGAAUCUGGUGGCUAUGGAUCUCGAGGAUAUGGGUAUGACUGGAAAAGAGAUGAAGCAAACAAGAAUCUAUUGCGGACACAUACUACUGCUGUUUCAUCAAGAAUGCUGUAUAAGCUGGCACAGAACAAACCAUUUGCUCCGAAGAAGUACUAUUCUAUUGAUCGUGUUUUUAGAAAUGAAGCUGUUGACCGCACGCAUCUUGCUGAGUUCCAUCAAAUUGAAGGUUUAGUAUGUGAUCGUGGUCUUAGUCUUGGUGACUUGAUUGGGGUUCUUCACGAUUUCUUUGCUCGCUUAGGAAUGUCCAAGCUUCGGUUCAAACCUGCUUAUAAUCCCUAUACUGAGCCCAGCAUGGAAAUAUUCAGUUACCAUGAAGGGUUUAAGAAAUGGGUGGAAGUUGGAAAUUCUGGAAUGUUUAGACCUGAAAUGCUGCUUCCCAUGGGACUUCCGGAAGAUGUUCGGGUUAUUGCUUGGGGCCUUUCCCUUGAAAGGCCAACCAUGAUACUUUAUGGGAUUGACAAUAUUAGAGAACUGUUUGGUCACAAGGUGGAUCUUGGUCUGAUAAAGAAAAAUCCAAUAUGCCGCCUUGGACUCAACUAAAUGGCUCACCUUUCUUACUGUGCUCUUUUGUUUGGUUAGAGUAGAUUGAGUACAGGAUAUAUAUCUUCUCAGAUUCCAUUGCCCAUUUCUUCUACACCGUAUUUUACAAGUGUUUACUUGAUGUGAUGUUUAGACUAAUUGUUGUGUUAAUUGAGGGUAAUUACUUUUUACGGAGUAUAAAAAUAAAUUCAACGAACAAUAUUUAGCUUAA